UUAAAAUGACAUUAACGGUCGACAUUUAAUUUAAUGUAGAAUGAAACCAAGAAACAAACAAACAAAAAAUAUGCUGAUUCUGAAAGAAAAGGAUUCUACAUUCUCCUCCCUCUAUGCGAUGGAGCUUUUCAAUCACUUUCCAUCUUGAAAUAUACCAGCCAUAAUUCAGGAAUACCUAUCAAGAUGUAAAGAUAAGCGAACUCGAGAACCAGAUUCGAAAUAGUUUCUUUUUCUUUUUUUCUAUAGUACUCCCAACUCCCAAGUGUUUUUUUUUUUUCAACCAAUUGGUACGAGUGUAUGACCAUUUGAUCAAAUAUCACAAGCUCCUUGUCUACCACGUUCUGUGUUAUGUUGAGUCUUGACCAAAUCCACCACAUGAUUAGAAGUUCUCUGAAGUCUAAACAUUGCCCGGUUAGGUCUUUCAUCUAAACUUCCCUACUUCCUUAAUCUAAAUAUUCAACCCUCGUACCAACCAUCUGAUCGACAUAGCUAGUAUUAGCACACCCCAAUCUGAUGGCUGUCAAACAUAGACCCCACAAGGGGCUUCUCAUUGGACCCUCUCGGCUCUUCCUAUUAGGCUAACACCCAUUUCAGUGGACGAGGAAUCGCACCCAACUCCUUGGCUGUCCAAAUUCCUCUUAGGCUGACACACCCCUUUUGGUUUCAGGGUCUCCCUGCAUGACACGUUACUUCAAAGUUCAAACAUACUCCCUGUAAUAUCAGCGCAGAAAGAGUUGCUGGGUGAUCCUACUGUUGGCUGUCAAACGUUGUCAGCCAAAUCUCUCGCAGGACUGAGGAGGGAAUUUUAUGUCCUUUUACAACAUGACAACAGAGUUGACCCUAGCCAGUCCAAGCUGGUAUACCAACAUGCGACCUCCACCAUGCAAGAUGCAUUCACCAGGGUCACACAAUCACGGAAUAAAUCUACAGCAUCAACAGCCAAUAGAUGAUGGAUCCUCAUUCCUCUCAAUUACAAAUGAACCAACCAACCAACCCCCUUUACUCUCUCUCUCUCUCUCUCUCUCUCUAUAAAUCCUCAAUACCACCUCUACUUCAUUUCCCACCCAGGCUACAACGUUUAGACUUGUGUUUCUUUUAUUUGUUCUCCCCUUCUUCAUCUUUGCUGUUCUGCCAAUUGCCACCCCACCCCUCCCCAUCUUCUCCUCGAGGUUACUACUUACUACACUAGCCAUGUUAGAAGGCAAGGCUGUUAUUGGCGAUACGGAUAUGCUCCAAACCAUGCAGCAGGACGCCCUCGGCCUAGCUGCAAAGGCUCUCGACGUCUUCGAUGUCACCGAUUCCACUGAGAUUGCUCGCUUCAUAAAAAUGGAAUUUGAUCGGUCAUAUGGACUCGGUUGGCAAUGCAUCGUGGGAACAGAUUUCGGUUCGUUCGUGACUCACUCCCAUGGCUGCUUUAUCUACUUCUGCAUUGGGAACCUUGCCAUCUUGCUCUUUAGGGGUGCAGCGGAGCCAGAAUUAGAAGCAAAUCAGAUGGUAUCCCUGGACGCUGUGAUGGCAUGAACUUUCUUUUUCCUUUUCUCUCUUUAUAUGGGUUUGCCGCAUGGACAACCACGGUUGAGGCAUGGGACCUCUCUUCUUAUUCAUGGAUUUACUGUGUUAAGGGAUACAGUAUCAUCAGUGUUUGCAAUGACAUUUGGCAUUUCCCCA
This is a messenger RNA of Nelumbo nucifera (sacred lotus), 1668 nucleotides long. RefSeq lists its product as uncharacterized. The record is from RefSeq and is a predicted model, not a curated record. Gene Ontology annotation, cellular component: cytoplasmic dynein complex. Gene Ontology annotation, biological process: microtubule-based process. NCBI's taxonomy places the organism in Eukaryota, Viridiplantae, Streptophyta, Magnoliopsida, Proteales, Nelumbonaceae. Gene Ontology annotation, molecular function: dynein intermediate chain binding.